Molecule: messenger RNA, 981 nt
Organism: Klebsormidium nitens
Lineage: Eukaryota; Viridiplantae; Streptophyta; Klebsormidiophyceae; Klebsormidiales; Klebsormidiaceae
Source: the annotation of a GenBank genome assembly
AUGAGCCGCGCACUCAAGAAAGUGGGGCAGGCAAGCAACAACUGUGCUGACGUCACAAAUGAACCAGUGGUGCGGAACGCAACCACUGUGCCGCCGCCGGAGCUGGGGAGAGAACGAGCUCUCGGAGUCGAGCGAGCCUUUGUGGACCCCCUCCUGCGCGAGAGCAUCGCUUAUGUGGUCACACGAGUGGGCGGAGUACGAGGGAUCGAGAGACCAACCUGCAUGGACUCCGGGGCUGACGUCAACGUGAUGUCACUCGAAACGGAAAACCUGAACUAUGAUGUCCUUCUGGGGACUACUUCGAUGAAGAAAGUCAACGGCGUAAUUAACUUUCCGAAAGGACGGUUCGAGUUCCAACUCCCCCGCACUCACAAAGUGGUGGCGCUGAACCUCAUCACCCCGCCAAAGCGGGGGAAGCCAAUCCCACAGGUACAAAUAGUGCAGGUUCCCUCAAUGGCCCCCUUUGCAGGCCCCUUUCCCCCCGGCGACAAGGCCCCUGGGAAGGCCCCCUCGCCAACAACUAGCGAGGGGAUCGAGGAACUUCCACAGGUGGCCAUGGUCUACAACCUUCGCCGGCUGCGCAUGAAGGGAAUCCCUGCAGGGAUCCCCCCUGAAUGCUGGCGCCGCGUCACCAUAACCCCUGCAGGUCCCCAAAGUCCGCCGACUUAUGACACCAAUUGUUCUGCAGGAAACAACGAAGACAGCUCCGACUCAGAAACCGGGGACGAGUCUUCGCAGAGCGCGGAAAGCGCGCUUAAGCGCGACGCGACAGGCAAUGACGACGCCUCUGAUCACGGGAUGCCCCGCUUGCUACCACCGGACACCAAGCCCCAGUUGCAAGCGGAGAUUGGUGAUGACCCCGUGACGUCACUAAUCACGGUUGAGGAGACCCUCCCUGGCGAUGCCUCCGACGAAAGCGCCGCUGGACACACCAACAGCGCCGCGCUUCGGUGGACUAGUCCGCGCCACUUUUGCCGAUAG